AUGGAAAGUGCGUUACCAGGGAACAUGUACAACAUUAAGGAGAUUGUUCUUCCGCUGAGAUCGGAAACGUUUGUUCCGGUUAGUCUUCCUCGAAACGCUGGGCAACCUCACUGUUGUGUACUUGUGGAAAGGGUAAACAAUGACCUUCGAUGGAAAGUAGCUCGAACCUUGAUCAGGACCACUGACAUCUCCGGAGUACGUGUGCUGAACCUUUAUGACCGGGAACAGAUUAUAGAAAAAGGCACACUGGUUAGUACCUGUGAGUACACAGAUUGGUUACGUCGGUGUCAAUAUAUAUCGAGUGGAACCCCCAGCAAGGAUUCAGAAACGAGAGUGAUCACACUUUUAGAAGACUGUCGCAGUGUUCUCUCCCCGAACGAAUUUGUCAAGGCGAAGAAGUUGUUACUCAAGUACGCCGAUGUAUUCUCAUCAAACGAUGCUGACAUGGGAAAGACUGGCUUAGUUCAACACAAAAUAAACCCAGGAGAAGAAUUGCCUAUCCGUCAGCGGCCAAGAAGGUUGCCGGUAGCACGUGAAAAGGAAGUGGAAACCAUGAUUGAGGGAAUGGUGAAGGAUGGUAUUAUUGAACCUUCAUCUAGUCCAUGGUGUUCACCCGUAUUGCUGGUAAAGAAGAAGGAUGGAACCAUGCGGUUUUGUGUUGAUUACCGCCGUCGGAACGACGUUACAAAGAGGGACAGCUAUCCCUUGCCAAGAAUUGAUGACACGCUGGACAUGCUUACAAGAGUAAAGUGGUUUAGCACGCUGGAUCUAAAAAGUGGCUACUGGCAAGUUGAAAUUGACCUUAAGGACAAGGAGAAAACUGCGUUCUCGACAGGAAAGGGUCUGUGGGAAUUUAAAGUAAUGCCUUUUGGGUUGUGCAAUGCUCCAGCAACGUUUGAAAGGCUAAUGGAACUUGUACUUACCGGGCUAAUUGGCGAUGCCUGUCUGGUCUACUUGGAUGACAUCAUCAUCGUAGGCCGGACGUUUGAGGAACACCUUCAAAACCUGGAACGCGUGUUCAUGAAUAAUCAGAAUGCCAACCUCAAUUUGAGUCCGAAGAAAUGUUCACUAUUCAAACGGCAAGUUAACUUUUUGGGGUAUGUAUUAUCGGAAGAAGGUAUCCGCACGGAUCCAGAGAAAAUCGCCGCUGUCAAGUAUUGUCCGAUUCCAAAAGACAAAACGCAGGUUAGAGCAUUUUUGGGUUUGUGCUCCUAUUACCGGCGAUUUGUGAAGAACUUUGCAAAUAUAGCCAAACCUCUUUAUAAGCUAACCGAGGAGAAUAUAAUAAUAAGGCGACAUUUCUGCUGGGAUGAAAGUUGCAAUAUCGCUUUCCAGGAGCUCAAGGACCGUCUGUGCAAAACACCUAUUUUGGGAUACUCUAAUGCAAGCAAAGCAUUUAUAGUUGACACAGACGCAAGUGAUAUAGGACUUGGCUGUGUGUUGUCUCAACGGAAUGGUGACCAAGAGAAGAUCAAGGAAAGAAUUUUCCCCCCGCCACGACUGCAUCUGUCUGUAUAUAAAUAUCUUGAGCCUUAUGCGAAACUCUUAUAA
Molecule: messenger RNA, 1551 nt
Organism: Parnassius apollo (apollo)
Lineage: Eukaryota; Metazoa; Arthropoda; Insecta; Lepidoptera; Papilionidae
Source: the annotation of a GenBank genome assembly